AUGAAGGAAGAGUAUAGGAAGAACACUCAGUCGCGUGCCAAUAAGCUGACAGUGUACUGCCCUGUCUGCGGCGAUAGAUUUGUCGACCAUGAAAGUCUCGCCAACCACUGCAACGAAAAGCAUAGUGAUGAGGGUGCGAAUGGUGUAGAACAAAACUAUACCGUUUACUCUCUGACAUUCCAGACCAAGGAUGAAUUUGAGAUGAAAGGAUGUUUCGGGCAUAUAGGGCACGACAUCGAGCCUGCUCUUCUGCCCUUGACGGAAGAGCAGAAGCAACAUUUGAGGCACUUAUUAGAAGGUCACUCUUUGGAAUAUGUCAUACGCAGAAUGAGAAGCGACUUCUCACCAAAAACGUCACGGCUUCACUUUGUAACCAAGUCAGAUCUUCGAAACAUAAUGCAAAAAUAUGGAAUGGGACCCGGACUUCGCAACAACAAUGAUUUGACUUCGCCACAAAUGCAAGUAGACGAAAAUAAUUUCGAUGAUGGGAAACAAAUGCUAGAUAAGGCAGAAGAUCCGAGCGGAAAAAGGUUCACUUCGGGUGGGAAACGCCGACGGCUGGCUACGGCAUCUUUUAGGACUCAACAGACAUUGACAUGCCACGGAUCUGCCGUGACUCAUCAUGAAGGGAAGAGACUAAAGAUCAGAAGCAUAGCAAGGAGGAAGCUUGAGGAAGGGGAAACUUCAGAAAAAGCUCAUCUGGCUGAGAGUAACGGCCAAUAUGGUUGUGAACCAGGACCUUCAAGCAACGUCGAAGAGGCUCACUCAAAAACGGCAAAGAAAGAAGUUGUAUGCAAAGUUCAACUAGCUGCUGCAGACCCAAUGGUGCAUACCCAGGUGCAAAUGGAGUUGAGAAAAGCAUGGAGGAGCAAAAUCCAAAUGAUCACCGCCCGUCCACAGCUGUCCAGGCCUGGUGGGGGGUGGGCGAAGCUUGCAAAGGCGAAGUUGUACACGGUAAGAACUGGCAAACUACAAAAUUAUUUAAGUGAUUCGAAAAACAAUCAACCGAUUGCGAAUCACUUCAAUCACUGA
Molecule: messenger RNA, 1032 nt
Organism: Haemonchus placei
Lineage: Eukaryota; Metazoa; Nematoda; Chromadorea; Rhabditida; Trichostrongylidae
Source: the annotation of a GenBank genome assembly